GCUCUAAUAAGUCCAGGAGGCGUCGUCCACCUCUUCCACCCCUUCCAAUUCCCAUUCCACACCAAUGGCCGAGGAAUCGCUCCGUCAAGCGUUUGUCGAGAAACAAGCUGCCGUCGACGCCCAAGGCGACGUCGUUAGGAGACUGAAAGAGGCCGGUGCGCUGAAGCAGGAGAUUGACGCUGCUAUAGAAGUCUUGGACGGUUUGAAACUCCAGAAAUCCUCGAUCGAGGAGCAGCUUCAGGCUGCUCUUGGCAGUAACGACGGCGCCGCUGGCAGGGAGGCGUUCCGUCAAGCCGUGGUCAACACUCUGGAGCGGCGUUUUUUCUACACUGCGUCUUUCAAGAUUUAUAGGGGUGUGGCCGGGCUUUACGACUAUGGACCUCCUGGUUGCGCCGUCAAAUCCAAUGUCCUUGCGUUCUGGCGUCAGCACUUUGUCAUUGAGGAGAACAUGCUGGAGGUUGAUUGCCCCUGUGUUACACCUGAAAUUGUACUCAAGGCAUCUGGUCAUGUGGAUAAAUUUACUGACCUUAUGGUUAAGGAUGAGAAAACCGGGACCUGCUACCGAGCUGAUCACUUGCUUAAGGAUUUCUGCAAUGACAAGCUUCAGAAAGACCUUAGCAUAAGUGCAGAGAAGGCUGCUGAGCUCAAACAUGUACUUGCAGUGCUGGAUGAUCUUUCAGCUGAAGAGCUGGGUUCAAAGAUCAAGGAGUAUGGAAUUACAGCUCCAGACACAAAGAAUCCUCUGUCUGAUCCGUAUCCAUUCAACUUAAUGUUCCAAACAUCAAUUGGUCCUUCUGGUUUGAGUCCUGGGUAUAUGCGUCCUGAAACAGCGCAAGGGAUAUUUGUGAACUUCAAAGACUUGUACUAUUACAAUGGGAACAAGCUCCCUUUUGCUGCUGCUCAAAUUGGUCAGGCAUUCAGAAAUGAGAUCUCUCCUCGCCAAAGUCUUUUGAGAGUUCGAGAAUUUACACUAGCAGAGAUUGAGCAUUUUGUUGAUCCUGAACACAAAGAACACCCAAAAUAUUGUGAAGUUGAGAACUUGGAGUUCCUAAUGUUUCCAAGGGAAGAGCAAAUGUCUGGACAAUCUGCAAAGAAAAUUCGCCUUGCUGUGGCAGUUUCAGAGGGAAUUGUCAACAAUCAGACCCUUGGCUACUUUAUUGGAAGAGUUUAUCUCUUCCUAACUGGGCUUGGUAUUGACAAAAACCGCUUACGGUUCCGGCAACAUCUCGCAAAUGAAAUGGCUCACUAUGCUGCAGAUUGUUGGGAUGCUGAGAUUGAGUGCUCCUAUGGCUGGAUUGAGUGUGUUGGUAUUGCAGAUAGGUCUGCUUAUGAUUUGCGUGCUCACUCUGACAAAAGCGGUGUACCUCUUGUGGCCCACGAGAAAUUUCCAGAACCUAUAGAAGUGGAGAAACUUGUUAUAGCUCCAGUUAAAAAGGAACUGGGCCUUUCGUUCAAGGGGAACCAGAAGAUGGUUAUUGAAGCUUUGGAGGCCAUGAACGAAGAAGAAGCUAUGAAAAUGAAGGCUGAUUUGGAUUCCAAAGGGGAAGUUGACUUCUAUGUCUGCACGCUCGGGGAAAAUGUGGUUAUUAAGAAGAAUAUGGUCUCAAUUUCAAAGGAGAAAAAGAAGGAACACCAAAGGGUUUUUACACCAUCGGUGAUUGAACCAUCGUUUGGGAUCGGACGUAUAGUAUAUUGUCUUUUUGAGCAUUCUUUCUACGUGAGGUCAAGUAAGGUUGGAGAUGAGCAGCUGAAUGUUUUCCGCUUCCCCCCUCUCGUGGCACCCAUCAAAUGCACUGUAUUUCCACUGGUUCAGAAUGACAAAUACAAUGAGAAAGCCAAAGAGAUCGCAAAGUCAUUAACAGAAGCUGCAAUAUCGCAUAAGAUAGACAUUACAGGCACCUCAAUUGGGAAAAGGUACGCUAGAACAGAUGAACUUGGUGUGCCCUUUGCAAUCACUGUUGAUUCAGAGGAAUCAGUGACAAUCCGAGAGAGAGACAGCAAGGACCAAAUUCGUGUUACUGUGGAAGAGGCAGCAUCGGUUGUGAAGUCGGUGAUUUAUGGACAGAGAACGUGGGAAGAUGUCUGGUCAAGAUUCCCCCAUCACUCAUCUGAGUCUACAGAAUGACUGAAUCUACAUAAAUUUCAGUUAGACAGAAUAAGACAAUACUUGUCUUCUUUGAAUUCUCUUCCUAGAUACUGCUUCACGUUUCUUUUAAGAACAGACAGCGAAAAUUUUAAGGUUUUUAUAAUAUAAUUUAUACUUCAAA
Molecule: messenger RNA, 2267 nt
Organism: Rubroshorea leprosula
Lineage: Eukaryota; Viridiplantae; Streptophyta; Magnoliopsida; Malvales; Dipterocarpaceae
Source: the annotation of a GenBank genome assembly